AUGGCUGUAGAUAUGGACUUAAAAAAUGCAUUCAAAGAACUUCAUGAAAAACUAUUAUAUGCAUCUCAAAAAAUAAAAUUGGCUGAUUUGCAAAUUGAUACUCUUCGUCGUACAAAGCAACAUAAUAUUCUUACUAAGCAAGAACUAGAAAAAAUUCCAAAAGAUGUGAACACAUAUGAAGCUUUAGGUCGUGCAUUUGUAUUAACACCAAGAGAUGAAGUAUUUAAAAACUUAGAUAAAGUUAACAGCGAUACAGAACAAAAAAUUACUGUCUUAGAAAACACUAAACAAUACUUGGAAGGUAAUUUGAAAGAAAGUGAGAACAAUUUGCGUGAAAUGGUGCAACGCAAAAGAGAUGUUGGCAGCGACAAAGAAAAUCAACCAGGCAGUUCUAAAGACUAA
Macrosiphum euphorbiae (potato aphid) is the source of this 402-nucleotide messenger RNA. NCBI's taxonomy places the organism in Eukaryota, Metazoa, Arthropoda, Insecta, Hemiptera, Aphididae. The record is from the annotation of a GenBank genome assembly.